Messenger RNA from Myxocyprinus asiaticus (Chinese sucker), 7276 nucleotides. It is a transcript of the gene pcdh7b, whose product is annotated as protocadherin 7b. Gene Ontology annotation, molecular function: calcium ion binding. Gene Ontology annotation, biological process: homophilic cell-cell adhesion. The transcript has 3 exons. Lineage: Eukaryota; Metazoa; Chordata; Actinopteri; Cypriniformes; Catostomidae. Gene Ontology annotation, cellular component: plasma membrane. Bases 1 to 3729 code for a protein of 1242 amino acids. The record is from RefSeq and is a predicted model, not a curated record.
AUGAGGACUACAGGCAUCGUGGACUGUUUAAGCUACUGCUUUCUAAUUCUGCAGCUGCUGAGUCAGCCCGCAGCCAAGCAAGUGCUCCGUUACCGUCUUGCUGAGGAGGGUCCUGCCGAUGUCCGGGUAGGUAAUGUAGCCGCGGACCUCGGCAUCACGGCUGGUAUGGAUGUGACUUUUACCUUAGAAUCUGGCUCCGAGUACUUCAAAAUAGACAACAUGACCGGUGACCUGAGCACGAACGAACGUCGGAUAGACCGUGAAAAGCUGCCGCAGUGUCAAAUGAUUUUUGACGAGAACGAAUGUUUUAUAGAUUUCGAAGUGUCUGUGAUAGGACCAGCGCAGAGCUGGGUUGAUCUCUUCGAGGGCAAAAUAAUUAUUUUAGACAUAAAUGACAACACGCCAUCUUUCCCCUCUCCCGUUCUUACUCUCUCAGUGGAGGAGAACAGACCAAUUGGCACACUUUAUCUCCUGCCCACGGCCACCGACAGAGAUUUCGGAAGGAACGGAAUUGAAAGAUACGAGUUAAUUCAGGACAACGGGGAUAGCUCCGUCAGACGAAUUGGCACUUCAGGCUCCGGUAGUGUUGACACUCACGCCGGUAAGAGGAGAUUUGACGAGGGGGCGAGCAGAAGCAGCGUCUUUGAACUUCAAGUUGCUGACACCACAGACGGCGAGAAGCAGCCGCAGCUAAUUAUCAAAGGGGCUCUGGACAGAGAGCAGCGCGACUCCUAUGAGCUGACUCUGCGUGUUAGAGAUGGGGGCGACCCACCACGCUCCUCCCAAGCCAUUCUUAGGGUAAUGAUCACUGAUGUGAAUGAUAACACCCCACGCUUUGAGAAGAGCGUGUACGAGGCAGACCUGCCAGAAAACAGCUCCCCUGGUGCCCCCAUACUGCAGCUGAAAGCAGGCGAUACUGAUGUUGGUGUGAAUGGACAGAUCGAGUAUGUUUUCGGAGCAGCCACCGAAUCAGUGCGGCGACUGCUGCGGCUUGACGAGAGCACUGGCUGGCUCAGUGUUUUGCAUCGAAUUGACCGCGAAGAUGUAAGCCAGCUUCGCUUUACAGUCAUGGCACGUGACCGUGGUCAGCCUCCUAAGACUGAUAAAGCCACAGUGAUCAUUAACAUCAAAGAUGAAAAUGACAACGUUCCGAAUAUUGACAUCCGAAAAAUAGGACGCAUUUUUCUCAAAGAUGGUGUGGCUAAUGUGGCGGAGGACGUGAUUGUUGAUACGCCUAUUGCACUGGUCCAAGUCUCAGACCGUGAUAAGGGACCUAAUGGUAUAGUAACAUGCACUGUUGUGGGUGAUGUUCCAUUUCAGCUCAAGCCAGCGAGUGAGGUCGAGGGUGAAAUGAAUAAAAAGAAGUACUUUCUCCAUACGUCAGCACCACUUGAUUAUGAAGCAGUGCAGGAGUAUAACGUGGUCAUUGUGGCUGUUGACUCUGGAAGCCCUAGUCUCUCUAGCAACAAUUCAUUAUUAGUAAAAGUGGGAGAUAUGAAUGACAAUCCACCAGUUUUUAGCAAAAGCACAUUGGAAGUUUCAUUUCCUGAGAACAAUGCUCCUGGUGAGCGUGUUGUCACAGUAGUGGCCUUAGAUCCAGACAGUGGCAAAAAUGCAGAAAUCUCAUACUCCCUGGACUCCUCUGUGAACGGAAUAUUUUCCAUUGAUGCAGACACAGGUGACAUCCGUGUCAACACCAUACUUGACAGGGAGCUGAUGGAACGCUAUGAGUUUAAAGUUAUUGCCAAAGACAAAGGCAUGCCUGUUCUGCAGGGCUCAGCCACUGUGGUAGUCUUAGUAGCAGAUAAAAAUGACAACGAGCCAAAGUUCAUGCAGGAUGUAUUUACUUUCUAUGUAAAGGAAAACCUGCAACCCAACAGCCCUGUUGGCAUGGUAACAGUUAUGGAUGCCGAUAAAGGACAAAAUGCAGACAUGAGUCUAUACAUCGAGGAAGAAAAGGACAUUUUUAACAUUGACAACAACACAGGGACCAUCUUCUCAACCAUGUCUUUUGACCGUGAGCAGAAAAACACAUAUUCGUUCCUUGUCAAAGCUGUUGAUGGAGGCGAGCCACCCCGGUCUGCUACGGCCACGGUGUCCCUCUCCAUAAUGGAUGAAAACGAUAACCCUCCCACUGUUACUUUUCCCAUGAACAGCUCAUACACACUUCUCUCACCGUCUACUAAUGUGAGAACAGUGGUCAGGACUGUCACAGCUACGGAUACCGAUACAGGUGUCAAUGCUAACCUUAGCUAUAGUAUUGUUGGUGGCAAUCCAUUUAAGUUGUUUGAAAUUGAUGCAGGAACUGGUGUUAUCUCAUUAGUGGGCAAACUAGAACAAAAACACUUUGGCCUACAUCGCUUAGUAGUGCAAGUGAAUGACAGUGGGGUUCCAUCGCAAAGCACCACCACAUUGGUGCACAUCUAUGUCAAUGAAACACUCUCCAACUCCACUAUUGUGGAAGCACAAAUUGCGAGAAGCCUUGGUACCCCACUUAACACUGACAUUGCAGGUGACCCCAACUACGACUUGGGAAAGCAACGAUUGAGCAUUGCCAUAGGGGUUGUGUCAGGCAUUAUGACAGUCAUUCUUAUUAUCCUGGUUGUGGUCAUGGCCCGCUACUGCCGGCCCAAGAACAAGAACGGCUAUGAGGCUGGAAAGAAAGAUCACGAGGACUUCUUCACACCACAGCAACAUGACAAAAGCAAGAAACCCAAGAAGGACAAAAAUAAGAAAAAGACUAAACAACCUCUAUAUAGCAGCAUUGUCACUGUUGAGGCAUCCAAGCCAAAUGGGCAGCGCUAUGAUGGCGUAAAUGAGAAACUGUCAGACAGUCCAGGAAUGGGUCACUAUCGGUCUGUAAACGGUGGCCCAGGUAGCCCAGAUCUUGCCCGACAUUACAAAUCCAGCUCACCCUUGCCUACUGUUCAGCUGCACCCACAGUCACCUACGGCAGGAAAAAAGCACCAAGCCGUUCAGGACCUGCCACCAGCCAACACGUUUGUCGGGACUGGAGAUAGCAUAUCCAUCGGAUCAGACCACUGUUCUGAGUACAGUAGCCAAACCAUCAACAAGUACAACAAACAGCCGUUCCGCCGAGUGACCUUCUCGGUGGUGAGCCAGCCCCAGGACCCGCACCAGGGCUCGCUGCAGAGCUGCUACGACAGUGGCCUGGAUGAGUCGGAGACGCCCAGCAGCAAGAGUUCGUCUGGCCCCAGACUAGGUGCCCUCCCUCUACCUGAAGACGCCUAUGAGAGGACUACGCCCGAUGGCAGUGUCGGUGAGGCAGAGCAUAUGGAAAAUGACUCUCGGCCCCUGCCUGACGUAGCUAUGACGGGUAAAUGCACGCGGGAGUGUGACGAAUAUGGCCACUCGGAUGCCUGCUGGAUGCCUGUGCGCACCUCGCCUGAACGCAGACCAAAGGCCACCCCUCCCAAACUCUCCACCUUCAUGACCUCCCCCGGGGGCAGCGUUGCCGAACAGCCCGGUAGCCAGGAGACACUCGCCGUUGCCAAUGGCGACCCCUCACACCUGCUGGGCGACCGUAACCGUAAUCUCCUUAACAAGAAGAUGGCCUCCUCCUCCUCAUCUUACAACGUGUUUAGUUCAGCUGGAUUUUCUGCCAGCGAGGAAACGUCUCGCCCCAUCGAAGAGAUUCCGCUCGCGCCAACUGGCGAAUAUAAAACGACACAAUGUGGAACUCUCACCAGGCGAGAGGUUUACCUGUAAACAACACACAGUGAAUAACAAGGGACAACGACAGUGACUCAGCAUGGUCAGAGACACUGUUAGCAAACCAAACCCUUGUACAAAAGCAACAUGGAUUUUCCUCUAAAUGCUCGCACUCAAAAAUGAGUGCAACGUUACCUUAAAAGUUAAAUAGCUCUUUAAGUCAAAUCUGUGGAAUUACAUGUUGUAAAUGUGUUCGAGAAGGAUGAGACGGAGGAGGGGGAAGUGGCGCAGGUGGAGAGAGGGGAAUGCUGGUGGAUCAGUGCUACUUUGCUGCUAGCAUAUCGGGCCCUGUAGACUUCCCCAAAGUGCUGCCUGUUUUCCGUAGACCUUGUUAUAAACCUGCAUGCAUCAUCUAGCCCCUAAAGUGUGUGUGCGCUGUAAGAGUGUGUGCCCCUUUAUCAACCUGGACUAUACAUUUUUGUCUUUGGUUUUUAUAACUGUUACAAUGGGACUGAAACCGAUAAGACUGUCUUUUAAUCAGUUUUUAUUUUUGGGGGGUGGGGUGGGAGUGUUUUUAUGUGGAUGUAUUAUGUCCAUAUGCAAUCAGUCUGAAGUACUGAACUAUACACUCUGGACAUCCAAUCACAUAAACCAAGAAGAUAAAAAGACACAGACGGAUGAUUGAUGAAAUCAUCAUAUGGCGAUCAGUAAUGGCAUAAAUAGAUGAUGUUGGAGUUUAUGGUCAGGCAUGGGCCGUUGCAUCAUACAAGGACAUGGUCAUUGACUUCAGCCUUUUUACAAAGGUUUGUAGAAACUCAAAGACCAGAUGGCGCAAGUGAAUGGCGUACAUGCUGUAAAUGACAAACUUACAGCACAAGAAGCAAGUUUACCUGUGUUCCAUCACGUACACACAAAGAAACACAAGCAUACAUAGAUUCAGUAAUGCACGCUUUUCUCGUGUAGGUGAAGUAUUGUACAUAUGUGUACACUGUAAACGUACUCUGGACACAUACAUAGACAUCAUAAGUUUUCAUCAUGCUCUCAUUCGUCCUCUCUCACUAUACCUCUGGAGACAGAGAGGGGUCCUUAACAUCUCUGAGAUUGUCUGUUAUUUGCCUGAAUGCUACGGAUAUGUGUAAUUGUGGUUGAUCCUUUCACCUCAAACAUAGACAUCCCUUUCUAGAUGUGUGAAACUAUGCUGAAGUUGUAUUUUUCUGGUCUCAGAGACCCCUGGCACACACUUGCAAACACACACACAAUAGAUCCGCAUAUUGUAUAUACACGUUAUAAUUAUCCCAUAAAGCCACAGGAAAAAAAAUUAGGAUAUUCUGCUGGGGUUAAUUAGUCUAAUAAUAUUGCCCUGCUGCUGAAGAGCUUGGGCUGGCCCUGUGUAACAUUCUCAGAGUAUGGAUGUUAAAUAGAGCAAUAAACUCAUUCAACACAAUCUCACACUUCAAAUGAGUAAUCAAGGAUGAGGACUUGUGUUCCUUGUGUCAACUGUAGCAGUCAAAGUGAACCAAGUAAUUGUACAAUCUCAAAAAAAGUUCAGUGUCUACAGGCAUGACGGGAGCAAAUACAAUGCAGCGCAUGUUGCCACUGUAUAACCAAAGUAUUGGGAACAACAUGUCAUGUCUUGAAUAACAGAAAAAGGAAUAUACAAAGCUCCUGGUUAGGUUAAAUAUUGCUUUAAUAACCUUCAGAUAUGUUUCUGUGCAAUGUGGGGAAAUUGGGUUAGGAAAUGUGUGAGUUGUUUUUAAUCGAACCACAUACACACAUAUACAUGCAUCAUGGGCCUAUCCCUAUAAUUUUUGAGUAAUAUUUUCCAGAAAAGGGGUGUACUUAAAGAGGAAUAAUGCUUUUAAAACCGGUGGCAAAUUAUUCAGAUGCAAUUGAUUUUUUUUUAUGUUAAUGAUUCCUUCAGUUUGAAUGGACUGCCUUUUUUGCAGCUUCCAAAUCUGUAGUUUGUAUGUACUACUCGUGUUUAAAAGUAGUGCUCUGAUGCUUACAAACUGUAUACAUAGAUAUGUACUUUUUAUUGCACGUUUAAAGGGAAUCUACACUUACUAUGAAGAAAAAAAGAGAUAAAAAGUGUAUAAAUAUCAUACCCUGUGAACAUGGAAGUCCAUUGCUUGCAUUUGUUAGAAACAGACACUAGACAUUGUAGUAUUACUAUGUAUAUUGAUUUGACGAGGAUGAAAAAGAAACGAAUAAAUCAUGUUUCACUGAUUUAUUCAGCAUCUUAUCAUUCAUUUUUAUUAUUAUUAUUAUUUAUUUAUAUUUUUAUAGCAACCAUUGAACUUAACAAUUAACUUUAUCCAUUGGUUCUGUAAUGUUUUAUAUUUCUUUCACAAAAACCCACAGUCAUACAUUUCACUUAUAGAGAAAAUUACUGGUCAAAAUUUAUUCCACAACAGUUACUGUAAUUUAUUUAUUUUUAUUUUUUUCAAAUAUAUACUCAUAAUAACACCCUCUUCAGAAUUCAUCAGUCACAUCUUUCCCUUUCUUUUCCAGUCCCACUUUGUAUAUGUAGUGCUUCUGUUAAAAAAACAAAACAAAAAACAAAACAAAAACAAAAAAAUACAGAGUGAAUGCAAAAUAUGCAACUGUGCCUUUUUAUACCUUUAUUGGUAUGACUCAUUGGUUUUAACUAGUAUGAAACCAAUUGUACUGAGAUGCUUUCUAAAAGUGGAGAAAGAAUAAUUUGUGCUGAAACUAUUGUCCUGGCAAUUUUACUAUGAUAGACUUUCAAAGCUUUUAUCUUGUGGCUUUUUUAAGUGAACUCAGUCAGACUUUGUCAAGUAUAUUGAUGAGUACCAACUCUACAUGUCAUAGGUGAAACCGUGGUAUAUCCAUCCAUUUCAAAAUUAGCAUGGUCACAUGUCCGAACUUCGACUUAUACAGUGAGGUUAACUUUGUCAUGACAGCAACAGUUCGGAAAGUAUCGGUCAUGCUGCAGUGACGGCACAGAAACCACAAUGUAUGUCCAUUAGAGAUGAAGCAAAUGCGCUUUGAGACAUUUCCUAAUAUGAGGAUGUAGAAGAAAAUGAAAGCUCCAAAGGUUUGUCAAUGGGACACACACCUCAGAGAGUUAGAAUAGGCAGUAAAUAUUAGCUGAUGAGAGUAUAACACAGUUGGUAUGUCAAAAAAAGUGGAGAAGCUGAAAGAAUAGAUUGGAGAUUGUCUGCACCUUAAUUCCUCAUCAAAAGAGACAUCUAGCUUUGUUGACAACAUGCUGAAAUCAAGUUUUUUUCAUUGUCUUUUGCACUCUGAUGUGUGUGUUCCUUAAGCUUUCAACUUAGAAGAUAUGACUUAAGUUGUAGCACUUGGGUCAUAGGACACUUCACAAAUAAUGAAACAAAAAAGAAAUUGUACUUUUAAUCAUACUCUAAUUGUCCUUUGACUUGGAUGUUGAUGUAGAACUGAGGAUUGAUUUUAAUCAUUGUUUUAUUAGGAGUCACUAUGCACGCAGCUUAGCUGAACAUGGCAAAUGUACUGAGCGCAAGCCCACCUCUAUUUAUGAUCUAUUUUACAUAUUUUUUGCUUUUGUACAGGUAUUUCUGUAAAUAAAUUGCUUGUCAUUUUUGUCUCUGCAGAAAUUAAAAUA